Aureobasidium musti is the source of this 1092-nucleotide messenger RNA. Lineage: Eukaryota; Fungi; Ascomycota; Dothideomycetes; Dothideales; Saccotheciaceae. The record is from the annotation of a GenBank genome assembly.
AUGUUACGAAUUAAUGCGCGUGCUGCGAUACUCACAUCAAUAGUCGCUUUGGUGCUUGUUCUUCUCUUUGUCGCACAAUGGAAGCACGAGGAGAUCAGUGCAUGGCGUGGUCCUCAUGCUGAUGCCUCGCCGGAUACCAACUACCAGGACACCAAGCUGGACGAAGUCCCCGAGUUCAAGGAUGAUGCCGCUCCUUCCACCGCUCCUGUCGUGCCCGACUUCUCAGCUGCAAACUCGACUCUGGGUUUUCAAGCAAUCCUCGCACUAUCCCAAGGAACCAAAUGGCGUGUCGACGGCCUGCACGCCGCAGCAAAAGUCGCCGGCAUCACCGUAACAGUCCCGCAACAACCCAAAUGGAGCGAACCCUUCAUCCAAGCAUUCAAAGAAUUCGGUCCCGUCGAAGCCCACGGCGCAGCAAUGGCAUGGCUAGGCCACCUCGACCUCCUCAAAUUCGUCAUCCAGAACAACUGGGGUUCUGCUUUGAUUCUGGAAGAUGACAUGGACUGGGACGUCAACGUGCGCAAACAAACACCACCAAUCGCAAAAGCCGUCCGCGAAUUGACAAAGGCGAAAAAGGGGGAUAAAGACCCGUAUGGAAAGAAUUGGGAUGUCAUGUGGAUGGGUCAUUGUAGUGAUCCACCGCCAUUCAAGGAUGAAGGCAAGAUCAUUACUUUUGCGGAUAACACUACAGCGCCGGUGGAGAAAUACCGCGGUUUGAAUCCCAGACUGAAGGAUGUGGUUAAGGAUGGACAGCGCAUUGUCCAUUACUCUAUCAACCCCGUCUGCACAUUCGCCUAUGCGGUUUCCUACCAAGGUGCUCGCAACCUGCUUGCUCACGCUUCUCUCGGCAAAGGAGGAGCUUUCGAUUUGAUGCUUAUGCAUGCCUGUCAAGACAAAGUGCUCAAAUGCGUCUCUGUCAACCCGGAAGUAUUUGAUCCCUACUUCCCUGCUGAGGGCGGUGCCAGUGAAGUCAGAGCUGGCGACGCAGGUGUGGACUUUGACCAUGAAGUUGGCAAGGCCAUGGGUCAUACAGACAAUACACUCAACAGCGCCCGUUGCUUUGCACAGUUUGGCAUGACGUGUUUGGAAUGA